CUCCCGCGCUCAUUGCUCUCUGCGUGUUGCAACGAGCUUUUGUUUGUCAUAUUUUUCUUGGACUUUCAUCUUCGUGGAUACAUAUGGCGCUCAGAGCACAAUUCGAGGGCCAUAAUGACAUUGGAGUAUUUUCUAAAUUGACAAAUAAUUAUUGUAUUGUUGCAAUUGGUGCAUCGGAGAAUUUUUACAGUGUGUUUGAAGCAGAGCUAGCGGACAGUAUACCCGUGAUCCACUCUAGUAUUGCUGGUAUACGAACGAUAGGUUGUCUGGCUGUUGGAAACACAUAUGGUCUACUUUUGCCGAAUACGACGACAGACCAAGAAUUGAUCAAUUUGACAAAUUCAAUCCCAGAUAAGGUUAGAGUGUCUAGAAUUGAAGAAAGACUGUCAGCACUGGGGAAUAUUAUAGUUUGCAACGAUUAUGAUACUGAAGAAAUAAUCAGUGAUGUACUAAACGUAGAAGUCUUUCGUGGUGUCGUCGCUGGCCAGACCCUUGUUGGCACUUAUUGUGUGUUAACAAAUCGGGGUGGUUUAUUACAUCCACGAACGAGCAUUGAUGAAUUAGAUCAGCUUAGUAGUCUUCUUCAGCUCCCGUUAACGGCUGGGACCGUUAAUCGUGGGAGCUCUUUAAUUUCCGCAGGUCUAGUUGUAAAUGAUUGGGCCGCUUUCUGUGGCCUGGAAACAACUAGCACGGAGAUCCAGGUCAUCGAAUCGAUAUAUAAGCUCGACAGGGAGAAUAAUGAACCAUUUACGACGUAUGCCCGAGAUGCUCUUAUCGAGAGCCUGGGCUAA
Messenger RNA from Protopolystoma xenopodis, 791 nucleotides. NCBI's taxonomy places the organism in Eukaryota, Metazoa, Platyhelminthes, Monogenea, Polystomatidea, Polystomatidae. The record is from the annotation of a GenBank genome assembly.